Clonostachys rhizophaga is the source of this 1452-nucleotide messenger RNA. The record is from the annotation of a GenBank genome assembly. Lineage: Eukaryota; Fungi; Ascomycota; Sordariomycetes; Hypocreales; Bionectriaceae.
AUGUCAGGGGCUAUCUUGGAUUUCUAUCCCGAGUAUGCCGCCACCGAGAAACUUGACCUGCUACGGCAAUCCACCUACGGCUACUCAUAUCUCGACGAGCAAGGCCAUGUAUAUCUAGACUAUGGCGGCGCUGGACUGGCAUCUCGAGCCCAAAUACAGGCCCAUAGCGCCCAUCUAACAUCAGUGACACUCGGCAACCCUCAUUCCGUCAACCCCACCAGCCGAGCGUCGAGCGAGCUCAUUGACAGAACGCGGGCAAAAAUACUCAGCUUCUUCAACGCUUCUCCCGAAGAAUAUGCCGUCGUGUUCACACCCAACGCAUCCGGAGCGGCACGCCUAGUCGGGGAGUCAUAUCCAUUUAUGAAACACUCCAAGCUCGUCAUGACGGCCGAUAACCACAACUCUAUACACGGGCUACGCUGCUUUGCCCACAAGAAUCGAGCUACUCACAUUUACGUCCCGAUGACGAACAGAGAUGAGCUUCGUACGAACACGAAAGCGGUGGAAGAUGCCUUGCCAUCUCUAAAAGAGAGGCGCAUAUUCAAGCGGUCAGGUCCCAGUCUCUUCGCAUUUCCCGCCCAAAGCAACUUCAGCGGCGUGUGUCAUCCUCUCUCUUGGGUGAGGCUCGCACAGGAUCGGGGCUACGACGUGCUACUUGACGCCGCGGCAUAUCUCCCAACCAAGAAGUUGGACUUUUCGAUUGUCAAGCCCGAGUUUACAAUUGUGAGCUGGUACAAGGUCAUGGGCUUCCCUACUGGCGUCGGCUCUCUCAUUAUACGGAAGGAUGCUUUGGCUCGCUUGCAACGGCCUUGGUUUGCUGGCGGUACAGUCAAGGCCGCCAGUGUCAGUCUCUCCUGGCAGCUCAUGACAAGCGACGAGUCUUCUCUCGAGGACGGAACACUCAACUUCUGGGCUAUUCCAGACAUUCAUAUCGGUCUUGAUUGGCUUGGUGAGGUCGGGAUGGACAUAAUCUCACUUCGGGUAGAGUGUCUUACAGGAUAUCUCAUUCGCAAACUCAUUUCUCUACACCAUGCCGAUGGUCGACCGAUGACGCGAUUGUAUGGCCCAGAAAAUACGGAAAACCGAGGCGGAACGGUUGCGUUCAACCUGCUUGAUUCAAAUGGUCAGAUUUUCGAUGGCCGAAUAGUAGCCAAGGAGUCCGCUGCAUAUGGUAUCUCGCUCCGUACAGGGUGCUUUUGCAACCCUGGGGUAGGGGAGGCCGCUUUUGGCGUCACGAAGUCCGCGCUUGAACCUCUGAAGAAAGUCAAGGGCGACCUAUCCAUGGACGAGAUUCUGGAAAUCAUCGGGCUCAGCUCUUUUGGGGCGAUUCGAGUAUCUUUGGGUAUCGCGUCCACUGUCAAGGAUGUCGACCUUUUCCUCACUUUCGCUGAGAAGGUGUACAAGGAUAGAGUGAAUGACACUUCAGGACUUGAGCCUCGAAGUGGUUGCUGA